UGGUUGGUGAUUUCAUUCUACCACAAGUAUUUUGCAUUAGAUGUUUGUACAGCAACAUACAACUAAACAGCUGCGAAAAUAUGGCUCAAAGGCUUGGCGAGUUGGCAACAGUGUUCUAGAGUCGUUGUUGAAACCUACCUAUGUGGACAUACCUUACGCUGUUAACCAACGAAUAAGAAGUUGUUUUGACCUAUUAUCUGACUCGACUCAGUGCCAAAUUUUGAAUUCUCUGCUUCUACAAUACGAACAUAUUUCUCCUCAAACACGAUUACGUUUCUUACAGUUGAUUCAGCCUCGCGACUCCAGUGUUCAAGAAUUGGUACGUUGGAUAUGGGAACGCAGUAUGUGGGAACAAAGAGGUUAUUUUGAGCAUCGAUUGGGGCAAUCUAUUAUCCAAGAUUCUUGGAGUCUACACAUGGAGUCUAGUUCGUUGGACUCAAAUUCAUGGAAACCAACCAACGACAACUCACAUGAAAAUGAUAUAUCCGAGACAACUUGCGUCGUCAAGUUAUCGACCAACAAGCGCAAAAGAAAGGAACAUCCUUGGUAUUUUAUUGUAAAGUCUAUGAAAAGCGCUUCUCUUUCUUCGGAUUUUUCAGAAAAGAUUAUACAAGUAUUGAAAACUACUUCUCUGGACCAACUGAUAACUUAUUGGAAGGACUGGUUUGAUCAUCCUAUGAUAGAUAGAGGCAGCAUGAAUUGUAGUGACGAUGGAGCAUGGAUAUGUGUCAUUGGCAAUGAAAUAUUUCAUUCCUAUGUGGAAUGGAGAGAAAGCGAGAACACCUAUUCUACUGCUCAUCUCGUUGCGGUUAUUUCAUAUUUAUUUGUUCCUUUUGUUGUUCGCUUGAGAAUGGAAAUGGCCACUAUUGAUUCAACAACAUUUCGUAUUGCCCUUGUUAUGCAAGCAUAAUGCAUUGGAAGCUCCUCAAGUGGAAGUCAUA
Galdieria sulphuraria is the source of this 941-nucleotide messenger RNA. RefSeq lists its product as uncharacterized. The record is from RefSeq and is a predicted model, not a curated record. The transcript is spliced from 2 exons. The coding region runs from base 41 to 910 and encodes 289 amino acids. NCBI's taxonomy places the organism in Eukaryota, Rhodophyta, Bangiophyceae, Galdieriales, Galdieriaceae.